UCAGUCCUUUGAGUGUACACAAAUCAACUCAAAAACACCCUAUACUUUCUUUAGCAACCGAGUUAACAUGACUAGUUCAAACGUCCUAAAGUUGGCAUCAUUGCUGCUCAUCGUGUGCAUGGCGAUGACGAGCGCCCCCGAGGCAGCCGACGCGGCAAUCACAUGCAGCGACGUAGUGAACCGCCUGAUGCCAUGCAUUUCCUACGUGCAAAACGGUGGCCAGCCCACUGCUACAUGCUGUAAUGGGGUGAACACACUCUACGCCCAGGCUCAAACCUCGGCGGACCGCCAAAGCGUGUGCAAGUGCAUUAAAUCGGCGAUCAGCGGGUUCCAGUACUCGAACUUCAACCUCGGUAACGCGGCGACCCUCCCCGACAAGUGUAAUCUCCAUAUUCCGUACAAGAUCAGCCCCUCCAUCGACUGCAACAAGGUGCAGUGAGGUGGAUGAUGCUGGAUGAACAAGUACGACGUAGUUUUCGGCUCAGUUUGAUGAAAUAGCUAGCUCUAUCGACGGUUAAUUAAGUUGUGUUGGUGUGUUUCAGCAAUAUGUACUUUAUGAUCACUAUAUCCAUAUGUUAUAUAUAUCUUAAUCUUUAUAUAUUAAUGAUGGUACUACGUUUUAUCA
This is a messenger RNA of Hibiscus syriacus, 625 nucleotides long. RefSeq names its product non-specific lipid-transfer protein 3-like. The record is from RefSeq and is a predicted model, not a curated record. Gene Ontology annotation, biological process: lipid transport. The coding region runs from base 68 to 439 and encodes 123 amino acids. Lineage: Eukaryota; Viridiplantae; Streptophyta; Magnoliopsida; Malvales; Malvaceae. Gene Ontology annotation, cellular component: membrane. Gene Ontology annotation, molecular function: lipid binding. The transcript has 2 exons.